Molecule: messenger RNA, 4559 nt
Organism: Schistocerca piceifrons (Central American locust)
Lineage: Eukaryota; Metazoa; Arthropoda; Insecta; Orthoptera; Acrididae
Product: zwei Ig domain protein zig-8-like
Exons: 6
Coding region: 107-967 (286 amino acids)
Biological process (GO): synapse organization
Cellular component (GO): neuron projection membrane
Source: RefSeq, a predicted model, not a curated record
GAAGACCCAGCCCUGCGAGUGCGAGCGCCUCCCAGCCCAGAGCACGCCGCCCGCGGGCGAUGGCGCCGCAGUCGCAGCUGCAGCGGUAACGCCCGCCCGCAUCGCCAUGGUCCGCAGUCGCCUCUUCUACACCGCCUCCGUAGUGCUCCUGCUCGCAGGCCCUCUGAGGACGGAUGAAGGCGCCACGGAGGAGCCGGACGAGGACUACGCCGUGUCGGUGGGCGGCUCUGGACUCGGCGGUCCCUACUUCGACGUCUCGGCGUCCCGGAACGUCACCGCUCUCGUCGGCAGGACGGCACUGCUCAACUGCCGAGUGCGCAACCUCGGCGACCGCACGGUGUCGUGGGUGCGGCACCGGGACAUCCACCUGCUGACGGUGGGCCGCUUUACCUACACGAGCGACCAGCGCUUCCAGGCGAUGCACUCGCCGCAGACGGAGGACUGGAUGCUGCAGAUCCGGUACCCGCAGAUCCGCGACUCGGGCGUCUACGAGUGCCAGGUCAGCACGACGCCACCCAUCGGGCAUUCCAUGUACCUCUCCGUCGUCGAGCCGGUGACGACCAUCCUGGGGGAGCCACACAUGUACAUCUACCGGGGCAGCACCAUCAACCUCACCUGCAUCGUUCAGCACAGCCCCGAGCCGCCGCCCGCCAUCAUCUGGACGCACGACGGCCAGGAGAUCAACUAUGACUCGGAACGCGGUGGGGUGUCGGUGAUCACGGAGAAGGGCGACUUCACGACGAGCUACCUGCUCAUACAGCGUGCGGACGCUCCAGACUCUGGGACCUACACGUGCAGCCCCUCCAACGCCAACACCAAGAGCGUCGCCGUGCACGUGCUCAACGGUGAGUCUGGCGAGCGCCCGGCGGCUAUGCAACACGCGGGCCAGCGCCGGCUGACGCACCCCGUGGUGGAGCUGCUGCUGCUCGCCGCCGCCACCGCCGCCUUCGCCGACCACUGCUGCUGAUGCGGGCGCCUCGCCCUCUCCGCGGUUGGCAGCCCUGCUGGUCUCGCCGUACCUUCACCACCGGCGCGGCCGAUCGGUGACUCCUCGACGAAACAUCCUCAGCAUGUGAUAUCGACGCCUAGCUGUGGAAAGUGUGAGCUCUGCUCUGGUGAACCGUUAAGCUAUACUCUUCAUCAGACAGCACCAGGACUGGCGUUACAGUCGCGCCCUGUUAAUUCUUCAAUGUUAAUUGUGCGCCGGGUUGGCUUUCGACGGACACUUCUAAACCGAGACAUCGAACGAGACGAUCACCUACAUUGCAUCAGCCACUCCCACCCGAUCACUUACACUUUCGAGAUGAUCGGUUUCCAGACUGUAGAGCACUGGCCUACAUAAUUGGAGUAAUUCAGCAGUUUACAUUUUAUAAGAAAAGGUCGCGAUUCUAUGCAAUAGAUAUGUGCAUACAGGAUGUUACUACCCGGAUGUUUUCGAUUUGUUAUCAUCAUAGCCGCUUCAUUCCUAAGCUGCCUAGUCACUCAGGAAGCAGCAAAUUCAAGACUGAAUGGCUUGAUAGGAGGAGCCAUUUUAAACAAUAAACACCUGGAAUUUAAACGUUCUUCUUAUGAAGAGGCCUUGCCUCUUCAGAGGGCGGCUAUCGUUAUGGCCAGUCUUGUUUUUGACUUUGUGUAUUUAAAACAGCUGUAAGAAAAUGCAUCCGAACUGCUCUCUCAGAUAUCGUACCCACAAUAUUCAUCUUCUUCCUACUGAUCUUUUGCCUAUAACGUUUCCUUCCAUUAUCAGUCUUAGAAUAUUGUAUUUUUCUGCUCUAGUUGUAUGGUCAAAAUAUCUCGAUCUUUUGUUUUGAUUGUGUUCCCCAAGGUCUUAUGUUCAUUGAUUCGUCUUGUCCACACCAUCACCUAUUAGCGUCAUUAUUCAAAUGAAGAAAUUGCAAGCCAGACCUGUAUGGCCUGUUUCAAGAUCAACACCUUAAAAUCUAAUAGAACUGUGUAAGAGCUUCUUCUGAGUAUGAAUAUGGCAGUAUUUGCUUGGUUCUGAAGAAGGACGAAUGCCAAAGUUUUUCUCAAUUGCGUUUUUCAUAUUCUCAGAACUCAGUCUUACAGAGGCCAAGGUCUCAUGACUUCUUACCCCUUGUGUUAUGUAAAAUUCAUUACAGUCGAAACUUUUUAAUUCGUCAUUACCAUUAUUCCAUAAAUAAUUCUUCGCUAUUCAUAGUUACAAACCAGUCGCAUCUGAUGGCGCCAUUAAACAAUUUUCGUCAGAAUUGACUGAAAUAAUACGGUUAUCAGUAAUGUCCUCACUGAUGCUUUCUCCAAACAACAUGAAAAAUGAACUUACUGUGUUGGUUUCAUUUCAACAAAAGCUGUUGUUCAUACAAUUAUCUAAUAGCAAAUCUCGUAAAUAACCCACGCUGUCUUUACAACAUUCUUAAGACGAUUGCCUCUUUUACAGAGGAAUGCAUAUUAGCUAUUGAAAUUUUUCAUAUGGUAAGAGGUGUUAAGUGGUUGAUAUCCCGUAGAUUGUGAAAUCUUUGGAGUGGUUGAACUAAAAAACAAGUACCAGACAGAAGAACGUAAGACUGCAUUCUACGAAAAUUAUCAUUCUGCGUCAUAAAUGAAAUCUGAAUUUGAAAAUUGGUGCAACUCAUUACGAGCAGUGUCGGCAACAAAAUACUCCAGUCCCGUACCUUACAUACAGCUCGUAUAGGUCUCUCUUCUCUUAAAUAAUAAUUCAUGUUAUGUCGUAGCUGCUACGGCCACCACAUUGCCUCAAAGGUAGCCAAUAUAACAUUGCUCCCGAAACUGCACGUCAAACAUGAGAUAACGGCUGUUAAUCACGCUCAUGACGAAUGUUUGGGGUCAAAAUGCUGCUGGUUCUGUGAUUCCACGGCUCUGGAUGGGCUGAAACGAGCCGCAUAGGAAGAAAAUUAUAGAUAUACGUAUGUCCACACAUUGCUUCAUUUGAAAAGCACCAUCAGAGACAGACACGCAUGCAUUUGUCUGAACAUUUUCACUCAUAUACAACAGAAAAUUUGUAUCGAUGGAGAUAAAAGUCCGUUCUGAAAAGUUUGUUAUACGACGAUGUUUUAACUUCGACUUGAACAAUUAACCGACGUUCCGUUAUUGUCGGACUGCACUGCUGGCCACAUUGACUUUGAGUAUUAUUUUCUGGUUUUACGACUUAGUUCGCAGUGUUUUCUAGUGCAUUCUUCGCUGUUUUAAUUGCACUGUCUCUGAGUGUUGAAAUAAUUUUUUGCAUCAGUUUUAUUCUAGGUACACUGUAUCCAUAACAUGUUGUAGCACGCUCCUUACGUUGGCCUUAAUCUGAUUUCUGCGACAUGUUCGAACACACUCGAUCCGUUGUGUGACGUAGUGGAAACAUGAGAUCACUUGAUCAUAUUUCCACCAGUUAUUUUGUUACAGCUGGUAACAUUGUUAUGAUUGAUUUUCAUUCCUCAUUUAACGAUUAUUAUCAGUAAUUGUCAGUUAUAAUUUUCUCCAAUCCACAUUGGAACCAUUACUUAAAGUUAAUCAACUUGGGUGAGUCACCGAAAUAUUUCGCUAGUCGCUGCUAGAACAUACUUUGUACGUCAGAUUGAUACGACCCCUCAUAUAACAACUUCCAAAUUCUUUACAGGCUACACACAUCUACUCUUGUGUAAAUGCUUUUUUGAACUUCAAAUUUUUCUCUUUCUUUCGAUUUUUUGAUACUGUAGUCCUUUCUGCUAUGGUGGACACGAUCUCAGUACCUGAUGAAGAUCUUAUAUACACCAUAACGUUAAUGUGAAUGACAUUGUAUUAUGCACGCAGUGGAUGUUAAAUAAAUGCGUCGAUCAUAUACCGAUUUUACGUCGAGUUUAUAAACAGCAAGGUGCGGGUAAAAGUGCUUUCCAGUGGAAGUAUUUGACUUUAGUAAACUAAGUCUCUCGUCCAUUUAUUAUUAAAUUACCAGUCCAGAAACUAUAAUUACACUUCACUCUGAUCUCUCUAAAUUUUGAUGUGUGUAAAAGCAUACUGAUAAUUGUGUAUUUGAAUUGCGUGAUACAGAUCCAAAGCUGUUAGUUGCUAAGCUUUUGACAAUACUUCACGUAACUCAGAAUAAAUAUUUCAAGUGUGAUGUCUGGCUUCCGACUGACAAAAGAACUACAAAAAUUAACAGGUAUAAGGCCUUAUUUUGAAGAAUAUUGAAUGUAAAAUACAGAGAGAGAAUUUAUUUUCAGGAUAAAAUACGACAAAAGAAUUGUCUAUGACUAUUUCUCAAAGUGAUAUUUUUGUAAACGUCCACAUCAACAAUUUUCUUGUAGAUAUUAUUCUAUUGUCCAAUGUUGAAGUUAUUAUGAGUAAGUACUUGCAAUUUUUACGUUUGAAAAUAAGUGACCGGUGCCCAUUGGUGUGUUAAAUGUUACUGAAGAUAUAUGUUUUCUCUUAUCGUAGGUGAUUAUCUGUUUUAUGCAGGUCGAAGGAAAAUUGCUUCAGAGAUGUUUGACAUGGAAUACAACCUAUUAAUGACUGUAAAUAUCCUUUACCUCUAAGUAAGUUGGGUCCUUUAUAAAUAAUUUACAAUAUUUUAAAAUAAAGUAAACAGUUUCAUUGUU